Molecule: messenger RNA, 516 nt
Organism: Striga hermonthica
Lineage: Eukaryota; Viridiplantae; Streptophyta; Magnoliopsida; Lamiales; Orobanchaceae
Source: the annotation of a GenBank genome assembly
AUGGCGGAUAUUGUGAUAGUGUUCGAUUUCGACAAGACGAUUAUCGAGCUGGAUAGCGAUAAUUGGGUCGUCGACGAGCUCGGCGCGACUGAUUUGUUCAACGAGUUGCUUCCAAAAAUGCCUUGGAAUUUCUUGAUGGGUAUGGUUAUAGAGAAAAUGCAAGCUUCAAUAGCAAAUGAAGGCAGCAAAAGAAGGAUGAUAUAUUUGGGCGAUGGUGCGGGUGAUUUUUGCCCGAGCUUGAAGCUAAGAGAAACCGACUUCAUGAUGCCGAGAAAAGAUUUUCCCGUUUGGGAAUUGAUAUGCGAAAACCGAGAGGCUUUGAGAGCCGAAGUGCACGAAUGGGUUAACGGUGAAGAUAUGGAGAUAAUUUUGCUCGAGCUGAUUGAGAAGAUUAAGAAUAUUCAAGAAAACGAUGGCUUCAACUCGGUUCAAAUGCUAUCGGUUGAUUGCAAGCUUGAGACUGUAAUUCCAAUGGCGGCUUAUGAGGCUUCAUCAGUGGAAUAUGUAGUAGUUUAA